AUGUCGAAAACUGGUACGAACACCAGGCGGCGAUCGGCAUCAUCCAGCGCCUGGGGUGCAGCGUCGGGAAGUGUGGCAAUUGGCAAUUCGGCGGGAAAUGACACGCAAGAUGCAAGUUCCGUGGCCAUUGGGAUAAGCGCGGGGUCGAUAGCCCAAGGCUAUAGUACCGUGGCCGUUGGUCGGGAAUCUAGCACAACAGACGAGGGUUCGUACGCUGUGGCGGUAGGAUCAAGGGCCGGAAACGACACACAGACAGCGAACGCGGUCGCAAUUGGAAAUAGCGCUGGCAAAACGACCCAGGGUGUAAGUUCCGUGGCUAUAGGUUAUGGAGCGGGGAUGACGAUACAGGGCGAAUAUUGCGUAGCCGUAGGAAUUGAUUCGGGUAAGACAAACCAGAGCAACCAAGACAAACCAGGGUAUAGAUGUGACAGCCCUGGGUCCACACGCGGGGACCACGGACCAGGGACUAUACUCUGUGGCUAUAGGAACAUAAUUUGGUAA
Molecule: messenger RNA, 501 nt
Organism: Sphaeroforma arctica JP610
Lineage: Eukaryota; Ichthyosporea; Ichthyophonida
Exons: 2
Coding region: 1-501 (166 amino acids)
Source: RefSeq, a predicted model, not a curated record